CUCAGCCGCUGAUGUCAGCGCAGGGGCUCGGAGCCGCGGCGGGCGGGUUGGCGCGGGCCCUGGCGCGGCUUUCUCGGGUGGCUGCCCUACCACACACAGUCCCGUGCCCGGAGGCCACAGGCGACUUGUCUUGAGGCGCGCUCCUGCCCCCGCGGUGCCGGGCCUGGAGAACGCGGAACUCCUCGGCCGCUUAGAGACCGGCUCAGCGCUGCCCCUAACAAAGAUGGCCGCCCUCCUCCUCCCGCUCCAUCGCUAGCCUGGCCGGUCCCGCAGCCGCUGGAUGCUCGGUGGCGCGGUCCUGCCGGCCCGGCGAGUGCUCCCUCCCGCCGUGCCAGCUUCAGGCGCUCCCGCCGUGGCAUGGCCGAGGCUGCCGGCUCCCAGCGCCGCCCCGCCGCGGGCAGGUGCGAGGCGAGCGGCGCGGUGGCGGCCCGAGCCCGCUGGCGGCUGCUCGGACAGGUUCUGAAGAAAAAGCACUUGAAAGAUGUGCAUCUCCAACAAGUAUCUGUAAGAAGGUUUGCAUCCUUCAAUCUCUUUUCAGUAGAGGACCAGAAUAUGGAAGAGGAAACUGGGACCUGGGUUCAAUAUAAAAGCAUCUUUUAUCCUGAGUAUAGUGUGUCCUUAAGAUUUCACAAUGGUCUCUUAAAUGUUAAAGAUGUUCUUACAAGUUUUGACAACACGGGGAAUGUCUGUCUCUGGCCAUCUGAAGAAGUGCUGGCUUACUACUGCCUAAAGCAUAAUGAAAUAUUCAGGGACCUUGCUGUGUGUGAGCUGGGGGGUGGCAUGACAUGCUUGGCUGGGCUCAUGGUUGCUAUUUCUGCAGAUGUCAAAGAAGUUCUGUUAACUGAUGGAAAUGAAAAGGCCAUCAAAAAUGUAAAUGAGAUCAUCACAAGAAACCAAAAUGCUGGAGUAUUUAAGGCUCGGAAAGUGUCAAGCCGCAUUUUACGAUGGGAUAAUGAGACAGAUGUCUCUCAACUGGAAGGACAUUUUGACAUUGUUAUGUGUGCUGACUGCCUGUUUCUGGACCGGUACAGAGCUAGCCUUGUUGAUGCAAUAAAGAGAUUACUCCAACCCAGUGGAAAAGCAAUGGUAUUUGCUCCACGCCGAGGGAAUACUUUAAACCAGUUUUGCAAUCUAGCUGAAAAAGCUGGUUUCUCUAUCCAAAGACAUGAAAAUUAUGAUGAACACAUUUCGAACUUCCACUCCAAGUUGAAAAAUGAAGAAAGAGAUACAUAUGAGGAAAAUCUCCAUUACCCUUUUCUUCUCAUUUUAACCAAACACAGAUAGAAGAUGACACCUUUUUUUGUUUUAAGAUGGACUACUGAAAAUUAAUCCAUGUAUGUGAAUGGUCAGAGAGGGAGGAGUGUUCGUUUUCCCCCACUUACGUUCCUGACUCAUCAUUCUAAUCUAAAUUCUGAGGAAGAUAUCGUGGCUUGUUUUACAGAGUGUAAACAUUGAGACAUCUUUUUUGUAUCAUUUCAGAACUUAUUUUUCCAGUUAUGUUCCAGCCUAAAACUGAUCAGACUUCACAUUUAUGCAUUAACAAAGGUGUAAAGCUGGCUUCCUUCUCUUUUGUGCCUUUAAACUUGCAUGUACUUUGUUAAUCUGUUUAAAUGCUAUUUUUGAGGUGCAUUUGAAAAUAUAUGACAAAUAUACUUUGUGGGCUUAUAUAACUGCUUGUAAAGAAGUGAAUGCAUUGACAUUUAACUAGUAAGGAAAUAGUUGUCUAAAGAUCUUUUAAAAGUGUACCUAUUGAAUACUUGGAUUUUUCUGCUUUUUUUAAUUUCCCUGUUGAUUUUUCUAUCCAUGAUUGAAAUGUCCUCAUUUGCUUCAGUGUUGAAGGCUUUUUUUCUGUAUGUGUGGAUGUAUGUUUUUUUCCAGCAGGACUUUUCCUCCUGUAGAUGUAUAAGAAAUUAUGCAUCAGACAAAAGCCUCAUAAACUGACCAUUUGUCCUUUGGACACAAUAGCCUGCCCAGCCCCUCUGCUCCUCCUCUCCAAUUAUGUGUGAUUAGUCUCAGUGUGUUGUGUCAAGAAGGGGGAGUGUGCUGAGUGCUUAUUAUCUGUUUAGGUACAAGAAGAGCACAUUUAGGUUCUGACUAUGAAUGGAAAGUGAGCCUUUAUCAGGACUAAAAUCUAAAUGCUACUAUCCUAGAAAUGGCUUUUAAAAAAACACAUCUUUUUUGAUAAUAUAACAGCCAAAGGAUUUUGUAGUGUAAGAAAACUAUCUCUCUUGAAUUAGUUUAUAUUGGGAUAUAUUGUGGCCCACAUUUUUGAUAAACAUUUAAUGUGAUUUUUCAUGUUCUUGGAAAGACAAAAAUCCUACAAAGAAACAGGAGCAAUAUCUGAUUUUCUUAACAGUUUAACAGACCAUUUUAAUGACUUCUCAAAAACUGUCUCUUAAACCACGACACUUUUAAAAUGUUGAAAAAAGACAGAGGCAGAGGCCAUGACUGAGAGAGGAAGGUACUAGAUGCAAGUAAGUGUAGAGAAUCAUGCUGAAGUACAUUUAUUAAAAGAACUGCAAUGUGGGAAUAAGCACUCUUCCAUAUUUAACAAAUUGGACAGUACAUAAACCACAAGCUCGUGAAAGUCCCUUUCUCUUCGUUCUUCUUCUCAAACAAAUUUCUUCACUACCGGUUUGCAUGUCCUUGUAUUCAGUACUUUUUAUGCUCCAUUAGAGCACCUAGAUGGAUCUCAGAAGGCAUAGGUCAAGUCGCAGUUAGAUCAUACAUUUCUUUCUCACAAAAACUUGAAUUGCAAUGCCAAGUGAUGGGCUAACAUCACAAUAACAGCAAUUUAUUCCUCUUUUGAUAAAAAGCAGCCUAUUCUCGGUGUUAGAUAAAGACCAGGGGCAAUGCAAACCAACCAUUUAUCCUAGAACUGAGUACUAUGUCCCCGCUAUAGCUGGUAUGAGUUUCAUAUUCAAACUCCUGUUGGAAAAUACUUGUCUAGUGAGAAAUCAAAAGCAUUUAGGAGUAAUUUGAAAUUGCUGUGAAGAUGGCUUUAGUUUAAUUAGUUUUGUUUUGUUUGUCCCACACAGCAGUGCCUUUGUUUCUCUAAAAACAUGUACAAGGACAUCUUCAUAAUCAACAAAGCAGUGUGAAAAAUAGCUCAAUAUUAAAAUUUGUGAACCUUUUAUUUUUGAGAGGGCUUGAAUGUCUGCUGUACAGUAAUCUAAUAAAGAUCGUUAGUUGCCAAAAAUAGAAGCAGCAUCAUUGAAAAUUGUGGUUUUAGCUCUAAGAAGAAAAGAGUUUUACUCAAAUUAGUAGCUGAUAAUUGUUUUUUAUUUCUUUAGUGUCUGUCGUUUGAGUUGAAGGCUUUGCACAGGUGUUGCCAUCCCUAAAGUGUGUAAUUGAUGGCUUGUUUACCAAAGAUGCAUUUAGGCUUCAUCCUGCAAACUCACGUUUGAGCUCCACAGGCAGUAAAGUUACUCAUCUACGUAAGUGCUUGCAGGUUUGGUCUGUGUGCACAUUUUUAGAGGUAUAUAAGCAAGUUCUUGAUUUUUUUGUUUUAACAUGGGUAUUGAAAAGUCACAGAUGUAGUAUUUACAUGAGGCUCUAGAAGUGUUCUUUUUUUAGAGACGUCUCUCAGAGACCCUUGUGUGUGUAGGAAUUUGAAUUGUUUCUGAGCUCUUAAAUUUUAAUAAUAAUACAGUGUUAAUUAAUACAUCAAAUAUCUUUGCUAAGAAAAUGUUUAGCAGUUUAUCAAAUCAUGCUUAUAAAAUAUAUCAGAACCUUUUAUUUGGUGUUUUAACCAGUCUCUGAUACUUGGUAUAUUUUUAAUUAUAUAGUUUACAGUGUUCUAUUACAGAAUAUUGAGCUUAAUUACUUUGUGUUUGUUAAGAAGUUGAAGUUGAAUGAUGCUGUGCAAGAGCUAUGCUGGCUUCACUGAGAAUGGAAAUGUUAGGCUGAUGCAAGUUUUCCUUCACACAUGUUGGUAGUUCUUACAGCAAUGUUGUGUCUUCCUCCUUUCUCAGAGAAGAGUAGGCAUCCAUUCCCCUGGGCACAGCACUUAUGCACCUGGUGCCACUGGCAGCAAGUUGUGUGAUCUUCAGGAUAUAAAAGAUCAAGAAAAAAGUGUUCCAUUUUCUGCUGUGAGAUAUGGCAAAGGCUUUCUUAAAAAUUACAAACUCGUCCUAUCUGAUUACAUUCUGGAACAAUGGGACAAAUCCUUACAUUUGGGAAAUAAGUCUGAUUUGAAAAUACAAAUGUCUAAAGAGUGUGAGAUAAGGCAGAAGAACUUACUAUCCCAGGUACCAGUCCAGCUUCAAAAUCCUUAUUGGACAAGUCAUUUACAAUUUCCCUGAGGCUUUAAUGGCUACAUGUUUGCGUGAGGAGGGAAGCAGGAUUAAAAUUGUUUCCCCCCCGCCAAAGGCAUCCUUACAUCUUAAGCCUGGCUGCAUACGGUUUAUCAAGUGUUAUAUCUCCAUUACAACUCUCCUUCGCUGUUCCCUGAACAAAAGAGGAUGCAGUGGGUGGAGCUUUUGAUCCUCCUCUUGAUAUGGCAGGUGGCACAGCUGAUAUGGCAGGGGGAAGAGGGAAAAGGCAGCAACACAUGCAAGUCAAACAGAGCAGUGUUUUAUUACCCACUCUCCUAAUACAAAAGGGGAAUAACUAGGUCCUUGUGUUUUCACAGGGCAAAUUAUAAAUGCAUAGUUUUAGCCUUAAUUCAUUUUUUUAUGAGUGGUUUUCUUCUUUAUAUCAGGGAAUGACCAGUGAUGUCAAACUGCAAAUUCCUUUAAUUUUGGUGAAAUGUUUUGAAACACUAGUAGAAAGUGCUAAGACAGCAUGCACCAGUGGUUAUGUCUAAAAUGUUUUCUGCACAGCCUUGUCAUCCCAUGUUGUCUCUUCAGAAAGAAACAAUUUUGUUGCUUUUUUCUUUUUAUUCACGUUUUAGGUUGUCCUGAGUCUGAUUAAGAUAGAUUGAUUAAGAUGGAUUGUCAUGCCUCCACUGUCACAAAUUGGUUGCCUAACAUUGGUAGUAAGCACACCGGUAUCUUUUGAAAGAUUGUUCUAAAAGCUGAUUUUCAAUAUGAUUCUCAUCUGCAAUGCAACAGCACUUACUUAACCCAGCCAAAAUGAGGGCACUUUGAUGUGAAAUCCCAUAAAGCUAAAAGAAAGUCAAUGCAUGACUUUGCAGCUGAAUGUAUUGUAAGUAAAGGCAGGACCCCCCUAAUUCCUCAUAUGGGGGAACCUAAGGCACAGCCAGUAUUGCUGUCUCCUUUGCCUAUAGCCAUUUAGAAAUUAGGCAAUGCACUCUAUAACUGACCCCAGAUUUUGUGAGACCCAGUGCUGCAUCUUCUCUACAAGAUCCAUCUCCCUCUCCGACCUGUGGACUCUGUUCAAACAGCUGAAUGUAACAAACCUAACUUUUCUUUCCCAUUUUUAAAGGGUUUAGCCUAUUACAGCUCCUUGCUUAGUCAGCAGCUGGCUUGCUGCCAAAAAGCCCAGCAUAUUGUUGUGGCUGGGUAAAAGCUGGAUAUUUUCCAUCGCUGUCCAACAGCGGUAUUGGAUCUUCAUUGUCUUCCUGUGUGUAAAGUGUGUGGAAAGUAGAGGGAAGAUGCACGAAGCGGUAGUCCAGAUGGCAUUCCACAGCCUGAGAAGAAACAUCUUGACCCUCGGAUCUGGGUUAAACUCAACAGAUGCCAAGCCCCCAAAAACAAAGAGCUGUUGUGGCUGACGACAGCGAAGGAGCGAUAGGCCUUUAGUAAUAAAAGUAUCUUUUAUUUUGGAUGCAUUUCCCUGCAGAUAACCAACACAGUGUCGCUUGUAGAAGAUUGCUUAUUAAAAAAAAGCAAAAAAAUGAUGUUUCUCUGCAUUAGGCACUGUCCCCCUUUAGUUGUAAAAUGUUGCCUCUGGGUGAGGGUUAUGCUCGCAGAAAGGAUUGGAAUGUUCAGACUGUGCUGUGCCCUGCCAGAGCCUGUGUGCGAAAAGACCUGUUAUUUUUCCUGACUCUGACUCCAAUUAAUGUACUUUUUAAAUGAUUAAACAUAUCAUGCUGUGACUUCUGAAA
Molecule: messenger RNA, 6010 nt
Organism: Corapipo altera (White-ruffed manakin)
Lineage: Eukaryota; Metazoa; Chordata; Aves; Passeriformes; Pipridae
Gene: CAMKMT
Product: calmodulin-lysine N-methyltransferase
Exons: 11
Coding region: 358-1284 (308 amino acids)
Cellular component (GO): cytoplasm
Molecular function (GO): calmodulin-lysine N-methyltransferase activity
Source: RefSeq, a predicted model, not a curated record